Messenger RNA from Phyllotreta striolata, 579 nucleotides. The record is from the annotation of a GenBank genome assembly. NCBI's taxonomy places the organism in Eukaryota, Metazoa, Arthropoda, Insecta, Coleoptera, Chrysomelidae.
CACAUGACAGCACGACAAGUGACAGAUAGAAAAAAAGAAGUACAUAACCUCCAAUAAAACACAAAUAAAAGUAAUUAAACUAUGCAAUCAUUAAAAACGAUAUUACAAUUACAACCAGGCAUUUUCGUUCCAAUCAGAACGAUAACGACGACCGGUCGACUUGAUUUGAUACAAAAAUGGAGGCAAGAGAGAGGGUUACCUUUAAAUCCGAAUAAAAUGAGAGUUUUGUCCGAAACUCCGGAUUACACGUUCUUAGACGGGAGACUGACACCGUUCGGAUCGAGGCAGAGACAACGAAUUUCGAAGGAACGGUCCGUUAGAGAUGAUAUCGUAAAGCUAACGGGAGAAAUCGAUUUCGCAGUAAAUAGACACAAAAAACUGCUCGAAGACGAAGAGAAUAGGAAGAAGGGGAUCAUCGGCAGAAAAUUGAAACCAAAGGGAACGGCUUUGUUGAAUUCUAAAACGUGAAUUCGACGGAAUUAUGUAGUAGAUAUAGUCUUUAAUAAAGUUUAAUUCAUUAUAGUAGAAAAAUUCUUUUGAUUAUCAUACGAUAAAAUAUAUGUUUCGACUUACUCAAUA